UCCGCUGCUUUCGACACAGUCAACCACCAGACACUAAUAUCAAAGCUGUCUGAGAUGGGCAUCUCUGGAACUGCCCUCUCCUGGUUCAAGUCCUACCUGACUGGUAGAUCCUCCCAGGUCAACGAAAGAAUCUCUGCAUGCCUGGCUGACAUCUCCAAAUGGAUGUCAUCCCACCAUCUCAAGCUGAACCUCAAAAAAUCAGAACUGCUCUUCAUCCCAGCUGGCCCUUCCCCCCUGCAUGACCUCUCCAUCACCGUUGAUGGCACCACAAUACCAUCCUCUCAGUCAGCAAAGAGCUUGGGCAUCAUCCUCAACAGCAACCUGGACUUCAAGGAGUACAUUGCUCGCACGUCACGGGCCUGCCGAUUCCUCCUCCACAAAAUCAGGAGGAUUCAUCCGUUCCUGACAACAUACACAAUGCAGCUCCUUAUCCAGGCCACAGUUCUCCCUCGACUGGACUACUGCAACGCUCUCCUCGCAGGCCUCCCAGCCUGUACCACCCAGCCUCUCCAGCUCAUCCAGAAUGCAGCUGCCCAACUAAUCUUCAACCUCCCCAAAUUCUCCCAUGUUACUCCCCUGCUGAAAUCCCUCCACUGGCUUCCUGUUGCUGCCAGGAUCAGAUUCAAGACCCUGACCCUCGCCUUCUCUGCAAUCAACAGGACAGCCCCUGCCUACCUCCAAAAACUCAUCCAGCCCUACACACCAGCCCAACCCCUGCGCUCAGCAGCAACUGGACUCCUCGCUCCUUGCAUGGUCAAGGCAGGAGGUGCUCGUUCUGCCAGACAUCGGCGUUUCACCUACAUCAUUCCCCAGUGGUGGAACAAACUCCCUGUCUCGCUACGGACAGCUCCUUCACCCCAUUCCUUCAGACGGGGCCUGAAGACGCACCUCUUCAGACUCGUUACUGUUACCUACUUGGGGAAACAGGUGGGUCAGGGCGAGGUGCGCCCUGUGGAGGCCAAAGUCAAGGGCAUUGUAAAUUUCCCGGUGCCUACUUCUCGACGGGAGUUACGGCGUUUCCUCGGCAUGGCUGGGUAUUACCGCGCCUUCUGUCAAAAAUUCUCCACGAUUGUCUUGCCGCUCACUGACCUGCUCCCCCUGCCCUGCUCCCCGCCCAGUUCUCCGCACAUCUGA
Megalops cyprinoides (Indo-Pacific tarpon) is the source of this 1134-nucleotide messenger RNA. RefSeq lists its product as uncharacterized. Gene Ontology annotation, biological process: protein modification process. The transcript has 4 exons. Lineage: Eukaryota; Metazoa; Chordata; Actinopteri; Elopiformes; Megalopidae. The annotation marks the transcript as partial. The record is from RefSeq and is a predicted model, not a curated record.